Molecule: messenger RNA, 743 nt
Organism: Parasteatoda tepidariorum (common house spider)
Lineage: Eukaryota; Metazoa; Arthropoda; Arachnida; Araneae; Theridiidae
Source: RefSeq, a predicted model, not a curated record
GUAUCAAGGCUAUCUUGAACACUUCAUAAUGAAACUGGGCACUUAUGGCAGAAGCUAUUAUGUUAGAUUUUAUGUGUACCUUUGCUUGUCUAUUCCAUGUUUUUUUCUUCUGCCAACAAUUUUUGGUGGAGCAUGUGUUAUGACAGGCUCAUUGGUCUAUUUAAAAGCUGCUCUGUCUGGAUUUGAAUGGCAACCUUUCCCUAGAUCAAGUGAACGUAGCAUUGCAGUCCGUGAUGUAAAGCCUGAUUACAGUCAGAUUUGUAUGAUGAAAGAGACUGUUUGUUAGCUUAAUUUGAUCACAUGUUUGAUGUUUACAUGCUUUAAAUUAAGUUCAACAUUAUGCAAAUUUAGAUAUAUGUUUUGGAAUAUUUUUCUAUAUCCUUCAAUAUCAAUAUAAUUUUUUUUUCAAUAUCCUUCCAUCCCUAAUAUAGUUAUUUAUUUUGAAUUGCUAAUUUAGAUGUGUUAUGUUUUUGUUUACAUGUUUAAAGAAGAAGUAAAAGUAACGGCCUAAAGAAUAGAUGAUUUUUAAUUUUUUAUGGUGUAAUUUAAACUAAAAUUUAACAAUGGAAGAUUUAAAUGACUCUAAUUUUUUUUUUCUUUUAAAAGAUUUUUGCAUUGACCUACAUUAUGAAUGCAUUAACUGAAAACCCAUAAUUGGUGGGAAAGAUACACAUUUAAUUUUUUUUAAAAGCCUCAAAAUGAAAAAUGUUUUUUUUUUAUGUAUAAAAUGUUAUGAAACUAAA